ACUAAGCCUCCCACAGCCAAUAAGAACUUGACUGACUUCAACAUUUAGCACCAUACUAUCCAGAUUGCCCAGCUGUUUUGAUCUGGGCACUGGAUGACCUGAACUUUUCAGCUUCACUUUACUCACUUUUGAUGAAGUCUGAGGCUGAGGUGCCACUGGCAACUUUUGGACUGUCACAGUGGAUAUAGACCCACAGAUAACGUCUGGAGUAUCUGUGAAACAUAUGUAGUGAUUUCUUUAUUUUUUUACAUAUUGAGAGAUGCUCAGUCCCAUUCAAUGAUGUCUGCUGCGUGUUAAGGUGCCUCCGAGACUGCUGUUUAUCUGCAGAGCUCAUCUGUCCCUGUUCGAGAGCGCCUGCUAAGGUCCUUGUAUCUGUAAAACGUGCUGAAAUUGAAGAGGAGUUUGGUGAGUGAAAAUGGCGCCCGCCGUCGGUGGUCCUCAAGGCUACACACCACCUGAGGGUGGCUGGGGAUGGAUGGUGGUAGUUGGGGCCUUCAUCUCGAUUGGCUUCUCCUACGCGUUUCCCAAGUCCAUCACUGUCUUCUUUAAAGAGAUUGAGGUGAUCUUCGAUGUGACCAGCAGCCAGGUGUCCUGGAUCUCUUCCAUCAUGUUACGCCUUCUGACGUCUGUGUUUGUGCAUUGUUUUUUCUGCUCUUCAGGUCCCAUCAGCAGCAUCCUGGUUAAUAAAUAUGGGAGUCGUCCUGUUAUGAUGGCGGGGGGAUGCCUGUCUGGAUUGGGCCUCAUUGCUUCCUCUUUCUGCAAUUCUGUUCAGGCACUGUACUUUUGUAUUGGUGUGGUGGGAGGUUUGGGAUUGGCCUUCAACCUCAACCCUGCCCUCACUAUGAUUGGAAAGUACUUCUACAAAAGGCGGCCUAUUGCUAAUGGAAUUGCCAUGGCUGGCAGCCCUGUUGUUCUCUGCACCAUGGCUCCUAUAAACACCUGGCUUUUUGAGAAGUUUGGCUGGAGAGGAAGUUUCUUGAUCCUGGGUGGCCUGCUCUUUAAUUGCUGUGUUGCCGGUUCCCUCAUGCGACCUAUAGGACCAAAACCAAAACCUGCAGAGAAGGCUACAGGGAGGAGGACUGUCACACAGACCAUCAACAGCUUCAUUGACCUCUCUUUGUUCAAACACCGUGGCUUUGUACUAUAUAUCGUGGGCAAUAUUAUCAUGUUUUUUGGUCUCUUUGCGCCACUUGUGUUCCUCAGUAAUUUUGCAAAGAGUAAAGACAUCCCUAAAGAGAAGGCAGCUUUCUUACUGUCUGUGCUGGCUAUUGUGGACAUGGUUGCCCGGCCCUCAAUGGGCAUUGUGGCUAACACUAAGUGGGUCCGGCCCAGAAUACAGUACUUCUUUGCUGCGUCUGUGCUGUACAACGGUGUUUGCCAUGUUCUAGCACCAAUAUCAGUAGACUACAAAGGCUUUGUGAUUUAUGCCAUCUUCUUUGGGUUUGCUUUUGGCUGGCUGAGCGCAGUGCUGUUUGAGACCUUGAUGGACCUGGUGGGAGCCCAGCGCUUCUCCAGUGCUGUUGGGCUGGUCACUAUCGUGGAGUGUGGUCCUGUACUGUUAGGACCCCCUUUGCUUGGGAAGUUCAAAGACAUCUAUCAUGAUUACAAGUACACGUACCAGGGCUGCGGGAUCCUCCUCAUUAUCUCCAGUUUCAUCCUGUUUGCAGGGAUGGGACUCAACUAUCGACUGCUGGCCAAAGAGAAAAAAGAGGAGGAGAGGAUGUCCAGGGUGGGAGGUAGAGAACAAAAGUUCAACAGGGACAAUGCUGCUAAGGAGGUGGCAGAGGCUGGAAACACAGAAGACACUGUCUGAUAUUCUGUACCAUGUCAUGUUACAUUUUUGGUCAAUUUAAUCUUGUUUGUGAGUGAAACAAGGCAGCAGAUAAACAUUAUUUUGAGUCAUUUUCUGUUUCAUAAUGAAUAGUUUUUUAAGACCAUUACAGAAAGCAUCACCUGCAAUUUAAUGCAACAUAUUUACACACCUAAAGGCCUUUAAACUCUAAUGAACAAGCCACAUAAAAUACCUCUAAUAGUCUUUUAGGGACUGUUAUACCGGAUGUGUUUGGUAGACUAUUCAAGUUUGCUUAGCCUUAUGUCACUUAUAUUGUUGGGAGAUGAUGGUAUUUCUUUAAUCUCAGAUGGUAUCACUAUAUUUUUGCAGAAUUUUACCUUCUAAAAUGGACCAUCAGAUAAUUAGUUAUUUUUCAGUCGGGAAGUGCUCUAUAUUUUAAAAGGGAUGGCAAACAUUCUCUGUUGAAGUGCAUAAUUAUAGUAUUCACCACAUCAUGCUUGCCAUGCCAUCAUUCAAAUACAUUUAUAAAGACUUUUUUUCCUGUUUACAAGGCCUGCUGUCUGUGCAGUUUUGAAAGGUUUGAAAACAUCCUUAGUGCGACUCUCACUUUAUAUAUUCCACAAAUAUAUUCUUACUAAUUCUCUAUUUCUAUUUUAAACAUGUUUUGCUUGGUCCAACUCUGAGGGCAUUUAACAUUGUUGCAUAACUUUAUGUAUUCACAUGAUAGUAAAAUGUGCUACUGACUGCAAGUUACUGACACGUCAGAAAAUCAAAUAAACUGUCAUUUGACAAGAAU
Perca fluviatilis (European perch) is the source of this 2588-nucleotide messenger RNA. RefSeq names its product solute carrier family 16 member 1a (gene slc16a1a). The transcript has 5 exons. Gene Ontology annotation, cellular component: membrane. Bases 416 to 1813 code for a protein of 465 amino acids. The record is from RefSeq and is a predicted model, not a curated record. Lineage: Eukaryota; Metazoa; Chordata; Actinopteri; Perciformes; Percidae. Gene Ontology annotation, biological process: transmembrane transport; monocarboxylic acid transport. Gene Ontology annotation, molecular function: monocarboxylic acid transmembrane transporter activity.